Aspergillus calidoustus is the source of this 831-nucleotide messenger RNA. Lineage: Eukaryota; Fungi; Ascomycota; Eurotiomycetes; Eurotiales; Aspergillaceae. The record is from the annotation of a GenBank genome assembly.
AUGGCCACUCACGUUAUGACUGCGCCCGUCCAGCCCGUCAACCAGAUCUCUGUCUAUGGCCACCCCUCUCCUGUCAACUCUGGAGCGAGCACUCCCGCCAACAACUCGCCCACCUCUCCUCGCCAGCAGUAUCUUCCCCUUCAGACCAGACAGCUCCGACCUCCCAAGGCGCCCCUCUACGUCCCUGCUGCGCUCCGCCCGACUGAGCGGCCAUCGAAGCCAUCACCGCCUACCCCUCCCCGCAGCAUGCACGGCUCUCUAGACAGCUUGAACGACGGGGAGACCAACGAGCCCGUCCCUCGUCGCCCCACUUUGGAGAGCGUCAACAGCGGCGGUAUCAGCAAGCUGGCUGAGGACGAAUGGAUGAAGCAUGAAGACCUCGGCGAGGUUACUGGCCUCCCAACUAGGGAUCACUGGAAGGCGGACUCUGCUUCUUCGAGCUGCGACUCUCCCACCUGCCGUUCCUCCUUUGGUCUCUUCCUCCGUCGCCAUCACUGUCGCCAUUGCGGUCACGUCUUCUGCUCGUCUCACACUCCCCACAUGGUUCCCCUCGACCAGGCUGCGCGCUUCCACCCAGAGGGCGUUCCUUCUCGGGCCUGCGACCUCUGCUGGAGUGCCUACCAGCGCUGGGAAGAGGCUCGCACCGACCGACUCAACAAGAUUCAGCACCAGAUCGACACUCAGGAUGAUGAUACCAACAGCCCUAGCGGGCGCACCUCUACCGAGUCUCUUGAUACCCCGGUAGCAGAUGGUCGGAAGUCUGCGCCUACAACACCUGGUCAGGAGAUUGCCGCCAGUGUCCCUCGGGGCUGGAAUUGGAGCACCUUCUAA